AUGUCAACCAAUGACAAUCAAAAGAUUUCAGUAGUCGAAGGUAUGAAAAAAUUCAACAUGCCUUAUGUUCGUUUGGGUAAUAGUGGUAUGCAAGUAUCAAGAAUUUGUCUGGGUAUGAUGACAUAUGGUACUUCAAAAUGGCGUGAAUGGGUCCUCGAAGAAGAAGAAGCACGUCCAUUUGUUAAACGAGCUUUAGAAAUGGGAAUUAAUUUUUUUGAUACUGCUAAUAUGUAUUCAUUAGGUGUAAGUGAAGAAGUCACUGGACGAGCUCUUAAUGAUAUGGCUAUUCGAGAAGAAAUUGUUGUAGCUACUAAAGUAUUUCAUCCAGCCGCACCUGGUCCCAAUCGAAAAGGUCUUAGUCGUAAGCAUAUAUUUGAUGCAUGUGAUGCCAGUUUGAAACGAUUGAAUAUGGAUUAUAUUGAUCUCUAUCAGAUUCAUCGUUUCGAUAAAGAUACACCUAUUGGUAAAGAGACAAUGGAAGCGUUGAAUGAUCUUGUUCGAUCUGGUAAGGUUCGUUAUAUUGGUGCAUCUUCUAUGUAUGCUUGGCAAUUCGCUAAAGCUCAACAUAUAGCAGAAAAGAAUGGAUGGGCUAAGUUCAUUUCUAUGCAAAAUCAUUAUAAUCUUGUUUAUCGUGAAGAAGAAAGAGAAAUGAAUCCAUUAUGUCGUGAUCAAGGUGUAGGUCUUAUACCAUAUUCACCAUUAGCUCGUGGAUUUUUAACAGGAAAUCGUAGUAAAGGUGAUAUUAAUAAGGAAACAAAUCAAGAAACAUCAUCUACAUUACGAGCACGAUCAGACGAGAUUGGACAUAAAAGAUAUUAUGCUGAUAGUGAUUUUGAAAUAGUUGAUCGUUUAAAAACGAUUGCUGAAAAACUUCAAGUAAAAACCGCACAAGUUGCACUUGCAUGGAUAUUAUCGAAACCCGGUGUAUGUGCUCCAAUUAUUGGUGCUUCAAAAAUGUAUCAAUUGGAGGAAGCAGUUGCAGCAACUGCAAUAAAACUAUCCGAUGAUGAUAUCAAAGCUUUGGAAGAACUUUAUCAGCCACAUCGUAUUCUUGGCAAUUUAUAA
Messenger RNA from Adineta steineri, 1065 nucleotides. Lineage: Eukaryota; Metazoa; Rotifera; Eurotatoria; Adinetida; Adinetidae. The record is from the annotation of a GenBank genome assembly.